AUGUCACCCGUCAACACGGAAGUGUGUCCGGGGUUGCGUACAGCACUUUUGCAACUUCUCUGGGAAAAAGCGAAGGACAAAUUAGGAGAACAACACCCGUUUUCAAUUGUCUGCUUCGAGCUCCGGAAAGGCGACACUCAUCGAGGACAAUCAGAACAAGUCAUUAAACUGGUCCGAGAUCUGUUUGCUCAACACCUGGAUCCUUUCCACGCAGAGACUCUCCGAUGGAAGCGAGCGGAAAUCACUUUCCUAAGGCGCCAUGGUGAGCUCGAUUCAGCUCGCCGACUGUGCCUUCAGCUCCUGGAUGAAACAAGGUCAAAUCCUAACACUUGUGCGAAACAGUCGAGGAUCGUGUUGCUUGAAUUGGUCAAGAUAUACAUGCACGCAAAGCAAUAUGACCUCGCCGCGAGGUGCUGCAUUGAAGGUAUGGGAGACGCAAGAAAGGAGCUAGGGGUAAACUUUCCAGACGACUCUGCUGUUCGGAUGAUGGAAGCCAUGGCGGCCAUGGGUCGACUGAGAGGCGAUCGCGGAGGUCAGGUUCUCUGGCUUCACCAGGCAAAACUAGGAAGCCAGAAGACGGGUUCUCGAUCAUUCACUACGGGCUUCAUCGACGAAACCUUGCAACAGCUUCAGCCAACAUCUCCUGAGCAAUCACAGACGAGAGGUGCUCCUGUCUAG
Messenger RNA from Fonsecaea multimorphosa CBS 102226, 678 nucleotides. RefSeq lists its product as uncharacterized. The transcript has a single exon. Bases 1 to 678 code for a protein of 225 amino acids. NCBI's taxonomy places the organism in Eukaryota, Fungi, Ascomycota, Eurotiomycetes, Chaetothyriales, Herpotrichiellaceae. The record is from RefSeq and is a predicted model, not a curated record.